UGAGAUUUUACAAAUAUGUUAUUCCUAUUUAAUGUCUUACAUCAACACGGCGCCUAAAUACUGUGAAACUAUUCAAGGAAUUCGAGUUUGUCAAAAUCAUAUAUGUUAUUUGUAAUUCACCUAAAAUUUUGCAAAACGAAAUUUGACUCGCCAAUAUAAACAAUUUCAGACAGCUAUAUAGAUCAUCCUAAUAUGUGACUACUAAUUUUAACAUAAAUGGCGUUAUAAUUAUUUCAUAAAAGAUUAGAAAUGUAUCACAUAACUGUAAUGUGGACAAGUAUUUUCUGAAACUCUUUUUUAAAAAUGUAGAACGAAUGUCUUUUAUUUCUGUCCACUUUGUUGUUAAAUAUUUGACUGUUGAUAGUUCCCUAAUAAUUCCUGAUGAAUUGUAAGAUUGCUUUAUGUCUACUAAGUAUUCUAAUGUGAUUUUUAACUUUUUUCUCGGUCAAGAAAAUUGAAAAAGCAUAUCAAAGGAGUAACUUUCAUUCACGUGAUAAUUAACAAAAUUAGUCAUCUGAUAAACCAGAUCUGGUCUUAUUUAGUGUACCCACAAAUAAUGUGUAUCGUAAACUAAGUUGGCCAAUAUAAAUACUUAACGCGAGUUAUUAUUUAGUCAAGUAAUUCAGACCCAAACUACAUUUUGCUUCUCUGAUUCAUUAUGGGACAAAAGGUAAAUAACAAAUGAUAGUUCGAAUUUAUCACUGAUUAACACAAAAAGCUAAUGUAAAUAUUUUGAAUCAAAUAAAUUUAGCAGUUACCUUUUUGCUUCAUUUUGAAUAAUGGCGUGAUUAUAAUUCAUGGACGACCUGUGGACAGAUCUUAAGUGACCUUGAGAAACCCCAGCCAAUCAAGAAACAGUCCGUAUAGAGUAAAUAUAUACUAUACAAAACAAAAAAAUUAGAGUGGAUACACCUCUUUAACAUGGUUUAAACACUUUUCAACGUUAGAAAGAGGCUCUACAGUUCUGAAAUCAUAAUGUAUACGAUACAGAAACUCAUCCAUGUGACUACAGAUUAUUCGACCUUUGGAACUAUGAUAAGGUUACAAAACUUCGUUUAGCCUAAACUUGAUCGCUUCUAUAUAAUUGGCAUGUGCUUCCGUGGUGGGGUCUACAAAAUGUCGUUUGUGAGCGACGAUACGAUGCCCGUAGCCAAGUCUAGAUAGGCAUCGAUAUGCUCUCCAGUCAUGCGUGUAGACUGUGGUGUCCGGUUGCAUAUACUCUCGUAUAACUGGUAUUAUAGUUGCAGCUUGUCGAUUUCUCCUGCACUGAAAGUGUCCCUUUUGAGAUAAUCUAUCAUAUAUACCAAGAACCUACUAAGUACGUUUUAGUAAGUGCUACUUAUUCAGUUUUCUUUAACAAUUCUUCUUUUAUUGAACUUGCGUUUUCUAACGUCUGUUUUGUCGAUUUCUGAGAUUCUCCCGAUUCCUACAAACGACUGAUACAAGCUUGUUAUUUUCAUUGCACAUAUAUCAUGACAGUACUCAUACCACUGAACUGCCUAAGCUUCAGUAACAUCUGCAAAGGUUUCAGUCAAUGUUACUGGCGCUUUUGUUAUCCAAUUUGCAAGAAUUAUCAUAAUCUAUCUUAGUGUCUAUCAGUAUCAAGCGGAAAAAGUCUCCGUUCUAGCAAACAUUUUAAUCCAACAUAUAUUACAUCAAAAUGCAACAUCGUCACGAUAGUUUUGACAAUGUUCAACGGUCAUUAGAGUACCGUUAUAACAAAUAAAGAAUUUUUACUGAUCCUGACUGUUGUAGCCGCUUAACUAUAACGUUCUCAUUGAAAUCUGCUGUAAACCAAUAGUACGUGAGUACUGGAUAUUGAAAUAUAUGCCGUGACCAUGAAAUCGUUCACUGGCUUCUGUUCAGACAGUCCAUAAAUUGUAGUUUCGCUGUCCAACAGACGUUUUUGAUUUGCUACUACAUGGUAUAUUUAUCACUUCUAAAUAAAAGGAAUUGGAAAACGUUCACAAUUUUAUCAACAACUCAUAUCGACUACAAAAAGUUUGAAUUAAAGGGGAAAUCGAACAAAAACUCCUGAUGACCAAUCCAAGAAAAUCUGAGGGUUAGGUAUAGAACAAAAGUGUCCAUAAUAAUGGAAUCUUCAGCUACAGUAAUAGUAAUUAUGCGGCUGAUAAAACUUAUGUAAAAAUAUCAUUUCGAUAACUUACGGCAUUCUGCACAAAUGUGUUUUGCAGGAAACUACCGAAACAUGUAUAAUGAUUAUUUUCUUGAAGAUUGUGUAGUCAGAAAAAAAUAUCAAGCGGGAUGUCAAGAAUAUUUAGCCCAAAAACUGUUAUCGAAGGUAACAGACGAAUUUUGUCAUCUCUUAAAAUAAAUAUCUGAGUUAUUUAUCAAAUUAUCGAGGAUUACUGGAAUAUGUCCAGCUUAGAGAUGAACAAGAUUGGUCCAGUUUUUACUAUGCAACUAAAGGAUAUACUGUCAAAGGAACAUGAAUCAUAUAUAAUUUUCUAAACGUAAUUGAAUAAAUGUGUAAAACAUAAAAGUACACAAUGUGGUCAAUCUUCUAGUGUUUGUUUGUGUGAACAUCAAUUACUAGUUAAACAUCACUAAAUAUCCUCUCAAUGACUGGAGCAUAUAAAUAGUUUUAAACAUAAAAAUGAUAAGGAGAUAUGAAUCCAGUGAUCCAAUCAUCAAAAGAGCGAAUGCAACAUUUCAAAGUAAGCUACUUAGGUAUAUACAAAGAAACUUUUCAACUUCGUACUGAUUGUUUCACUAAGAAAUAUAAUAAAAGCUUUACUGGUGAACCUAUCAGCUUACAGUACAUAGAAACUAACUGACUAAGAAAACUGUUUUCAAUAAGAUUAAUUGAGUAUUUGUAUGAUUGGUGCAUGGGUGUAACGGUUUACAGUCUGAGGUAAUUUUUUCAUUAUUCAGUCGGUAAAUAACAGUCAAAAUAAAAACAUUCUCCUUAAUAUGUGCUAUGCAAUAAUUAAAUAAUUCUACUUACAAUAUUUGAAAGGACUGUUUUCGUUUAGUCAAAAAUUAUCGAACUUAUUCCAAGUGUAUUUUUCAUGUUUCAGGUAUAUUUCAUAAUCUUCGUUUUAUUUUUUCUUACAAUUAAGGUUUAUUCAUCCAUAUUUCAACCUCUGAAUCAAGUGACAAGCUUAUUGUCCUACAGUCUACUCUCCGUUGCUUUGCUACUCUUAUUCCUAUUCCUAAUCGUACUACUGAUUUACCGACGUCGUCACAGGGAUGGAAAGUCUAACAAACACUCAUUUUUUAUUAGUUUCAAUCCAGCAAGACGUUUACAUUCAAGCAGUGGGAAUGGUUCAUCUAUCCUGGGACUAGGUAGUGAUUUAACGACGAGUGGUUUACCGCUUGAUUUAGCUACUCUUGAGCCACUAUGGAAUCAAGAAGUUAACUCAUUAUACGGCAUUAGUAAACCUGAUCUUAACAACUUUGAACAAGUCCCACAGAUACCAGCAGCAAAUAUACGUUUUCUACGUUAUAUUGGGUGUGGAGCAUUUGGUAAAGUGUGGGAAGGCUGGUUUCAUGUUCGUGACGCGAAUGGGGAACGGUUUGAAAAGGUCGCACUAAAAGUAAGAAAUUGUAAAUCACUAACUGAAGCUGAAUUUAAACGUGAAGCGACACUUAUGCACAAAUAUCAGCAUACAAAUAUUGUACGAUUCUUCGGUGUGUCAUUCGACUCACCUGGACAACAAUGUCUUGUCCUAGAAAUGAUGGAUCAAGGCAAUUUAAGGGAUUAUCUUCACCGUUCGCGGCCCAGAAUUGCACCUGACAUAGCUGCGAAUGUUUUUGCUGCUGCAGCUAUCUGCGCAGCUGCUGGAAGAACAGGAGGUUCUGAUGGGUCCUCAGUAAACACGAGCACAACUAGUACAGCACCAGGUGGUGGAACACCGAGUGCUUCAAACGUUAUUACAUUGACAGCACAAUUAGAUCUACCUGCACUGGUCAAUAUAAUGAGAGAUAUAUGCCAUGGAUGCUGUUACCUAGAGGAGCAACACUUUGUCCAUAGAGACAUUGCAGCACGAAAUUGUUUAGUGAGUCAUAACCAUUCAAGUGGGCGUAUAGUUAAAUUGUGUGAUUUCGGACUAGCACGAGAUAUUUAUAAAAAUGAUUACUAUCGUAAGCGCAAUGAACCCAAAUUACCUGUGAGAUGGAUGUCACCAGAAGCUAUUCGUGAUGGUUUAUUCACAACAAAAUCUGAUGUUUGGGCAUAUGCUGUUACCUGCUGGGAAGUUUUAACCCUAGGUGCUGAUCCAUUUUACGGCCGAGCGAAUGUGGAUGUCAUGAAUUUAGUUAUUGGUGGACACGUUUUGGGACGUCCUGAAAACUGUCCAGAAGAACUUUAUAAUCAACUACUACAAUGUUGGAGUCGAUUUACAGAAAUGAGACCAACAUUUGGACAGCUAUGCAAAAAGAUGGAUGAAUUCAUUAUGGCUUCACAAAAUAAUCAAAGCCCCUUCUCUCAACCAUUUGUCGUAUCGUUGCCUCUGCCUAAAAGUUUACAAGGUGGAUCAGGACAACAAGCAUCCAUUUAUGGUUCAAAUAAACCGCAUCAUGAACCGAAUGAUAUAUCACUUUGCAUGCUUUCUAAUAACUGUCAACGCAUAACGUCUCUAGAUGGUGAACGCCCAGUAAGCGACAUGGACUCAUCGCUAAUUAAUGAGACCAAUCUAUCCCAAGGAAUGAGUUCCAGUAAACAACUUUUACUGUCAUCCAACAAUUCUAAAGACUUGAAGCUAUCGACAUUUCAUACAAAAAGCCGUUCAUAUGCAGAAACAGUUACUCGUGGUUACAUUGUAACACCUGGUGUUGAAGGCAUCAGUAUGAAUAAGUUCAACUACCGGGAGUCUCUAAUGGAGAAACGAAAUUACACGUCAUCGACUGCCCCACUGGCUGGUGCUUAUGAAUGUUCAAUGUCCGAUCCAUCCACGGAACAAACAACAUUGGCGACCACAUCGAAUGGUACUGAAAGUAAUAGGCAAGCCUCUGUUAAGCUGAAAUCGCGGUCAAUACAAGGUAAUACGGAGAACAGAAGCGAUAAAAUGACAAACUCAACAAAUGCGAAUUUGCAACAUCGGCAAAACCAAAUCCAACCACCAAGUUCAAACUUUUGCCUAGACACCUUACUACGCGACCAAAAUGGCACAAAAGCAAAUUCUUACAAAACUUUGGGUUAUCAUGAUAAGAGUAGUAAUCACAAUAACAAGUUCAUUGCCCUCAGUACCACUAAUGCUAAUAACAGUGAUCAAAAAGGGAGUCAUCUAGUUCCGUUUAAUUACAACCAUGCACAUAGUAAACCACUGCAUUCUAAAUCAUUUAAUUCAAAAUCAACCAGUAUGGUAGAAACUAUGCCUUAUAGUGGUAGUGGGUCAACCAAUAACCGCAGUCUAACAGCUUAUUGGUUAAUGGAAACCGGUGGUGGUGUUGAUUCACUAGGUUAUGAAAGACCAUCACUAAUCCGUACAUCAUUUCCAUCCCAGACGAACUCAGUGAAUUCACAUGGUGAAAAUACUAAUAUUUCAACAUUCAUUGAUCAAAACUGUAACAAUGACUUUCUUGAAAGAGUUAUUUGCAAUCACCAGUCACUAAAAAAAGCAUCAACUAACAUAUUAACAACCUGAGCUUGAAGCAUUACUGCGAAGUUACCUUCGUAUGUUACGAAACAAUUAACGCACAAUCACAAAUAUAAAUACGCAUAAAGGGUCAU
Messenger RNA from Schistosoma rodhaini, 5695 nucleotides. The record is from the annotation of a GenBank genome assembly. NCBI's taxonomy places the organism in Eukaryota, Metazoa, Platyhelminthes, Trematoda, Strigeidida, Schistosomatidae.